This is a messenger RNA of Taeniopygia guttata (zebra finch), 732 nucleotides long. Lineage: Eukaryota; Metazoa; Chordata; Aves; Passeriformes; Estrildidae. The record is from RefSeq and is a predicted model, not a curated record.
AUGGUCACCGUGGAAUGGAACAGGACAGGCCAUGAAUCAGGCAGUGACACAGAGCACAGACCUGCGAGCGUGCCCAAGCUGGCCUGGGGGAAGGAGGAGAAAGAAGGCCCUGGAGCUGCCCCAGCACAGCAGCCUGAAGAGGUGGAGCAGUUCCAGCCACCGCAGAAGGGUGCAGCCGUGCAGCGCACACGAGAGCAGGAACGCACCCGUGGCCGCUUCCGCAGAACAGCGCAGAUGGUUUGCAAAUUCAUGAAGAGGAUUCGGGAGGAAGAGAGCAGCGUCGUGGGCACUGUGGUCAGAGCGUACUCUCCCAUCUUCAAAACCAAGACCAGUGCUGCCCUGCUGGAUAUGCUUGUGGAGGAGGGUCCUUCCAGCCCAAAGCAAGUGCCGGCCAUGGUGAGGUACAUCCACCAGUGGCUGGUGGCCAAUGAGUUUCCUGAGUACAAUCUGUACAGGCCCCUUCUGGAUCUGACAGAGGCACAGCCCUCUGACGUGGUGAUGGCUCUCCUGCGUGUGGCCCCAGUGUGUGACAGAGCUGCUUUGGCCAUGUGGAAGAGCAUCAUGUGCACGCCCAGUGAAACAAAUUUCUGGGAAGAGGGAUCCUGCGAUCUCGCUGACUACCCGGGGAAAGGCCAGAACCUGCUGGACUACGGACAAGAGAUCACCUACGAGACGCGAUGCGGCGAUACACCACUCUGGACCCUGGAUCAGAGGAAGGAAUACAACAACUAA